AUCUCGGCCGAGCUACCUAACAAAGAAACAGACAAGGAAGGUUUUGAGUUGGUUGAACGCCACAUGAUCCAUGGGCCUUGCGGGAAGCAACGGCGUCUGUCACCGUGCAUGGAGAAAGGCGAAUGCACAAAGAAAUUCCCUAAACCAUACUCGAACAAUACAAAGAUCGACAAAUCUGGCUUUGUUAUCUACAAACGGCGCACUGAUGAUGGAUCCUCUGUUCUGAAAGGUGAUAUAGAGUUAGACAAUCGCUAUGUUGUGCCUCAUAACCUCUCUAUACUCAAGAAAUACAAAGCACACAUCAAUAUUGAGUGGUGUUGCAAAACAAGUGCUAUAAAGUACCUCUUCAAAUACAUAACGAAGGGGGUGGAUCGAGCAUUGGCUCUGAUGGAGCAGACUGGUAACAACGACCGCGCAGCGCAAGAAAAAAAGAAGAACCAGCUUCAACUGGAUGAGAUUGAUAGAUACCUGGAAUGUCGGUAUAUCUCAGCAUGUGAAGCCUCCUGGAGAUUAUUUUCGUUUCACAUUCAUCACAACCAACCUUCAGUUAUGAAACUGACAUUGCAUCUGCCAGGUGAGCAUAGGCUGGUAUACAAGCAGGACAAGAGUAUAACGGAAGUUCUCUCUAAAGAAGAUAUAGAGAAGACGAUGUUGACUGCGUAUUUUGUUGCCAACCAGAAAUACGAAGAAGCUAGAGAACUUACAUACAUUCAGUUCCCCUCUCGGUUUGUCUACCAUUCUGACGACAAAACGUGGACACCCAGGAAACAUGGGACAGCUAUAGGCAGACUUAUCUACGUACAUCCAACCGCAGGAGAUAAAUACUAUCUUAGAAUCCUUCUAAAUGUGGUCAAAGGCGCUUUCGACUUUGAAGAUCUCUGCACCGUAGGUGGUACGACAUUUAAAGAGUUCCGUGAUGCGUGCUAUGCGCGUGGGUUGCUAGAUGACGACAAGGAAUGGCACGAUGCAAUAGUUGAACCAUCCUUCUGGGCAACAGGUCGUCAACUAAGGUCCUUAUUCGUCCUUAUCUUGCUUUACUGUGAAGUUGGAAAUCCACUGAAACUUUGGAAUCAUACCUGGAAGAUAUUGGCUGAAGAUAUUCUAUACAUGAAACAGAGAGAAUUCAACUUCCCAGGCUUGCUUCUGCCUGAUCCGCAGCUGCAAGAAUAUACGUUGAUUGAGAUCGAGCGGCUUCUCAAAGAAAAUGACAAAUCUCUAGCUGAUUUCGCUGGGAUGCCAAAGCCAAACCCGAAUGUUCUCAAGGAAAUUUCAAACACUGUAUUGCGUCAAGAGCUUAGCUAUGACACUGAGAAAGAAGCAGCUGAGCAUGAUAAACUGUUUAGCACUAUGAAUGAAGAUCAAAAAAACAUAUACAGUGCGGUCAUUGACUCUGUGGACAAAGGAAACGGCCAGUUGUUCUUUGUGUAUGGUGCUGGCGGGACUGGGAAAACGUUCUUAUACAGGACAAUUAUAGCAAGACUAAGAUCAACUGGAAAGGUGGUCAUCCCUGUUGCCUCGGCAGGCAUUGCAGCUUUACUGCUACCAGGAGGUAGAACAGCUCACUCACGAUUCAAGCUCCCAAUAAAUUUAACAGAUACAACAGUGUGUGAGAUUACAGCUGGUUCUAUGUUAGCGAGUCUAAUUUCAAAGACUGACUUGAUCAUAUGGGACGAAGCCCCUAUGGCACACCGUCAGGCCUUUGAGACUCUCGAUCGCACCCUAAGGGACUUGCAAUCGCUCCAAGAUCCAUCAGCGGCUGAUAAACCGUUUGGAGGGAAAACAGUGGUACUUGGUGGUGAUUUUAGGCAAAUCUUGCCGGUGAUACCUCAAGGAACAAGACAAGACACAGUUAAGGCCUCCAUCAGCAAGUCAUACCUCUGGUCGCAUGCAGAAGUUUACACGUUAACCAUGAACAUGAGAUUGAGACAAGCUGACAAGGAAUUUGCUGAAUGGAUUUUAAAAGUUGGCAAUGGAACUGCACCCACUGUGAACUCAGAGGAGAGAAGCCAUGAUGAUGGGGAGCAGGUUAUCAUAGGAGACGAGUUCAUGAUACCAAGAACUGAUCAUCCUCACGAGUCUAUAUCAAAUGCUGCGUAUCCAGACUUUGUAAGUAACUACUUGAACCGCGCAUACUUAACAGAGAGAGCUAUCUUAGCCCCAACCAACGUCAGUGCUCAUGAAAUAAACUCAUACCUUCUGUCUAAAGUACCUUCAGCUGAGAAAGAAUUUUUGAGCUCAGACAGUGUUGCUUUUGAGAGCACGCCAGAAGAGGACUGGACCAAUAACUACACGCAGGAGUACUUGAACUCGCUUGAGUUCCCAGGUUUACCACCUCAUAAACUCUGUCUGAAAGUUGGUGCUCCGGUUAUGAUGCUGCGCAAUCUAAGCCAAAAAAAUGGGUUAUGCAAUGGAACACGCAUGAUGAUCUCGCGUCUGGGACACAGAGUACUAGAGGCCGAGCUUCUAACAGGUACUCAUGUCGGUGACAGAGUUCUGAUCCCCAGAAUUCAGCUAUCCCCAACAGACACUAUCCAUCCUUUCACAUUUCGGAGGAGGCAAUACCCAAUCAAGCUGUGUUAUGCGAUGACUAUAAAUAAGAGCCAGGGCCAGAGCUUGAAGCAGGUAGCUCUCUAUCUUCCUAGACCUGUAUUCAGCCACGGGCAACUAUAUGUUGCUCUCUCGCGCGUCACCUCUCCGGAGGGUCUUAAGAUUCUUGAUGAUACAGAAGGUUCAACUAGAGAAGAUGGUGUGACAAAUAUUGUCUACAAAGAGAUUUUCGGAAAUCUCAAGACACGUAAGUCUUAUACUAGCCUUCCUACGAACAACAGUUUUAGUACCUACCAAUACAUAGAUGUCUUACUUAUGCUUACUUCAUUACAGGAAACAGCUAUGAAGACCACUCCAGUCGCCCACAUAUCGGAGAAUCAUAACUGUCACUGGAAACUAAUGUUCUGCUAGACCCUUAUUUAUCAUUCCACCUUAUUUUAUAUACAGAAAGUGUUCCCCACAUCUGCUUUGCUUAUGGAUUUAUUCAGUCUCUAUAUUUCUGAACAAAAGUCCCUGUUACAAUAUUUAUUCUCUGCCUGCCUUUUGUUUUGCAAUUCAAGUUGCCAUAUAUAUGCAAUUUUUUUAAAAAUCACGAUAUAACACUAAAGUUACGGGAAAAACUAUAUAUGAGGUAUACUUAUAAAUUGUUAAAUAAAUUUACAUAUAAUUUGUUUUCUAUUAGAUACUAAAUGACAUAAGAUAAUAGAUAUGAAUUUAAAAGGAUGUAAGAAAAAGUUAUAAAGUUUCAGUUAAUAAAAAAAAAACAAUAAAGCACCAUCGACUAAAUGAAAUUGUUACUCAUGCACGUGCCAAUAUUAAUUUUUUUUUCCAAGAAAACAAUAUAUCAUUUCAUUUACGGUGAGAAACUAUAUCUCAGGUAAACUUAUAAAUUGUUAAUUACAUUAAAAUUGGCUUGGAAAAAAAUACUUAAAAAAAAAAGAGGCUCAUAUACUAAAGUUAAGAGUAUUUACAGAAUGGGAAAAAUGAACUGUUGUCAUCAACCCCUUCAGAUUACAUAAAACGUUCAUAAAAAAGUUUUACAAAUCAACAUAACUGACUUUAAUGUCCAAUAAUUGCAUCAACAUGCGUUACCUUCCACUAACACUCUAAAAACUAAACAGUCACCGCUGCUCCUAGCUCCUUAUAAAUAGACGUGCGACACAAGCACCUUACCGAAACAUCUUCCCAUACAAACACAACUCAAAAAUCUCAAACCAGUCCCAUGGAUCAGAGAAGAGCAAAGAAGCAGAGUCUUGACAUCAUGCCAGAAGACCUGCGCAUGGUCAUUGUUUCUAAAGUGGGAGCUAACUCCGCAUUGGACUACUUCAACGCGAUCAUAGCGUCCAAAAGCCUCUGCUUCCGUUUUGACAACCGCUUUAUCGCUAGAGAUCUCAACCUCGAGCCGUUUGUCAAGAAACCAGCCCAAGCGAAGAGAUACAGAUCGUUAAUGGACAGCUGUCUCAAAGCCAAUAACGUCCAUGCUCACUUCGUGACAGGUAUGCUUCAGGUUGACUGCUUUGUGUUGUUAUCAGAUGUAGCAUUUGAUGAACUUUCCUUACAGGUAUGCUUCAGUACUUCGACUCUCCAAAUCAAUUUUUGGGUAUGCAUCACCUCCGCAUAGCAUCAAAGGCUGGUCACCUCCAAGGAAGGUACGUUUAUGGAGUUCUCCUCAUGGCCAUAGGCCAAACUGAAAAAGGAGUACGAAUCAUCAACAAAUUGACCAAAGAGAAGGGUAUUGAAACAGUGAAAAACUGCAUCCAAGAUUUCACGCUCUCUCUGUACCGCCUCGACCGCAACAUGAAGGAUAUCUACGUAACAUCUUUGACCACGAUGAAGCCAGAUCAUCAGUGCCAACCUCCGGAUAACAACACAGCAUGCUCGAAAUGUUACCAUUUCUUUUUGAUGACCGAGUUCUUUGAGACGAUGAUAGGUCUCAACUAAUCUCCUGGAUAUCUAAAACGACCUUUAAGUUAUCUGUUCAUGACGUUUUGUCGUUUGCGUUUUGCAUUUCUAUUUCUAUUUCAGUUCUCAGUUUGUGUUUCUGUUUCAGCUCUUGCUUUGUUUCGUUUAAACUUUGCAGCCCUGGUUGUGUUUCCAGUUCUAAAUUUCAAUUAUUAAAAUCUAGAACCUUUUUAAAAAAAGAGCAAUCACUUCUUUACAGUUUUCCAUUUCAAUGUCUGUUAGUCUUAAUGUUCAGUCUAUCAUUUCUUACAGUUUAACUACAACUGAUACUGCGAUCAAUAACUUAUAGGCUGUCUGACUAUAUAUGUCAUGGGCUUAAAUAUUUCUCCAGCCCAAAUUCCAACAACUCCGAAAUCCUACCAAAAAAUACAAUCUCCGGUCCUCUGCAAACCGUUCAAUAACCAACACCUUGAAAACCAUACCUUACGUCUCACACACGCAAACAAUAAGAAGAACAUGCACAAAAACGCAUGCACCGCAAAAUUCAGUACCAUUAUUAUCUCAUUAUUCUAUUACCCUAUUAACUUUCAAACAUCAAAAACCACAAUUAAGAAUAUCAAAUCAGUUACGAUUACUAUACGACUAAAUUAUAUAACAACAUUAGCGAUCCCUGAUUAUAAUCAAUCAGACAACAAUUACGGUGAAAAAAUCAAAAACGAAAACUACCAAAAUAUUAUAAAUUAAAUUCGACACAUAUUCACUUUCAUCACUAUCAAACACUAUCAAACAAAAAAUGGAUAGCUCUCCAGAUCCCCGUGAUCCUUCAUCUCAACAAGAUUCUAACGACGUUUCCAUUCCAAUAGAAUCCGAGCCGGAGAUCAAACAAACCGACGAUUCAUCAGAUGGAGACAGUUCGGACGCAGAACCUGCAACCUAUUUCCGCCACCUAAGCCUAAAGUAUUUUGCAUCUGAACCACUCCGGAUGGUGGAUCAACACACGUACUUAAUGGGGUCGUGCUUGGAGUACAACAACCCGGAAGCACACUAUAUUGAGGGGAUCAAUCAGUAUUUCUUCCGUAAACGACGAGUCAAAGGCAUCAGACACCUACGCCGCUCGGCCAAAGGAAAAUAUGACAAAGGCACGUACCUUUGUGGUAUAUUGAUGCUGUGCACAGGGAAAAUCAAAGAGGGGAAAAGGGUGCUUGAUACACUUGACUGGCAACGCAGGCUUUCGACUUCUGAACGCUGCUGGGUAAAAAUAAAAAAAACGCUAAGUGUUUAUCCUAUUGAUCGAGACAACAAGUACCUAAACAAUAUGGCCAGACUGAAGCCCCCAAGAAGCUGCGAUCUUCAAAACAAUAAUCAUCUAUGCAAGAAUUGCUAUUACUUUUUCAGAGUGGAGAAAUUUGUACAAUACGUACAUCAUAGAUAAAUUGUUUCUUUGGUUCAUUUUUCCUUUCAACUUAGUUUCUUCUAAAUUUAUUUAAGAAAACAUGGCUUCUAAAUAAUAAACAAACUCUAUUAUAUUCAUCCCUAUAUAAUACCACAUACCAAUAGCAUACGACCCUCGACAUCAUUUGUGGCAAACAACAAAUCCAAAAAUUCACACAUCAAUAUAUUCGAACCCGGCGCGAAGCGCCGGAACGCCCCUAGUUUUAAAUAUUUUGGCAAUAACGAGUAGAUAUCAUCACAAAGUUUCUCUCCAGGGAAUCCAAAGUAUCCUCUAUCCCACAGUACUUCCCGUAGCUAAUGCCGAAAACUGAUAAAAUAGAGUUUCAUGUAAGAAUAUACAGAAUUUAUAACAAGGGAAUGCAGAAAAAAAAAAACAAUCUUACUAUUGCAGUUCUUUGCAAUGCAGGUUUUGCUUCAUUUCUCCUGUUAGAUUUUGAUUCAAACCAUAUCAGAAAAAGCUGACAAAAUGCAACAAACAUGAACAUAGAGCAGUAGUUAUAACCUUUUGGAACAACGAACACGAUUAAUCUAAACAGAGUAUUCGCAACAAAAGGUCAAAAAGUGAAUAGAAACUUCCUCUGGAAUUUUUUGUUCUUUAUUAAUCUCAAACUUAUCAAAGAGAGUUUUAGCAAAAUGGAAAUUUUCUCAGAUCCAAAUACUCUGUUUCCGUUUCAGGGAAAAACUUGUA
This is a messenger RNA of Brassica rapa (field mustard), 6589 nucleotides long. RefSeq lists its product as uncharacterized. Gene Ontology annotation, biological process: DNA repair; telomere maintenance. Gene Ontology annotation, molecular function: DNA helicase activity. The record is from RefSeq and is a predicted model, not a curated record. Lineage: Eukaryota; Viridiplantae; Streptophyta; Magnoliopsida; Brassicales; Brassicaceae.